Molecule: messenger RNA, 5639 nt
Organism: Fusarium odoratissimum NRRL 54006
Lineage: Eukaryota; Fungi; Ascomycota; Sordariomycetes; Hypocreales; Nectriaceae
Exons: 5
Coding region: 1601-4759 (1052 amino acids)
Biological process (GO): positive regulation of TORC1 signaling
Cellular component (GO): cytoplasm
Molecular function (GO): protein binding
Source: RefSeq, a predicted model, not a curated record
CUCUCUCUAACCUACACCCUUCUAUCCUCCUGCCUACGGCGUACUUAAUCCUCUUCAAAGAAACCACCCUCGUCGCUAUCAUCGUCGUCACUCUUGACGACUGGCUGUGCAGCCUGACGCUCUUGUAAUCUGCGUUCUCUGCGGUUCUUCGGAGCAGCAACAGCUUUCCCCUUGACCUUGGCGAAAGGUGCAGGCUUUUCCUUCGUGGCCUGUGGUUUUGGCUGCGCCUUGAGAGCCCCAUUUGUGGUCGUUGCCUUGGGCUUUUUCUGGCGGUGCUCUGACUGUGCUUCCUGUGUAAGCUCAGUUGGCCGUCUCUCUCUUAAAUUUCGCAGCGCGUGGGGGCCACCCUUCAUCGCCUGUUCAAUAUCCGACCAGAUUGGCGGUCGCUCUGUAUGCAGUAGACCCCUAUGCUUGAGUGGUGUGUAGUCAAGCUUGUCGUCGUCUUUAUCUUCCUCUUCCUUCUCUGGCUUGGCGCUGGUGUACAGGCUGAUGUAGGGUUCGGCAUGGGGAAAGUGUUGUGUGUACGCCUCGUCUACUUCGGCGACGUGCAAGUCACGCUUCAAUGCCUCGAUCUCGUCCGUUUCUGUAGAUUCGGUCUCUUCAAUCUUUUUGCGCAACUGUUUUGCUAAUCGCGAUGCCUUCUUUCGUUCUGAGUCGCGCCAUGUUAGCAUUCUUUCCGAGCGGAGAAUGACGCCCAGAGAAGAUCUUACCAAAGAAGCGAACCAUGUGAUAUUUUGAUAUCAUAGCACUUCGUAGCUUCUGGAAGCUCUUGUCUGAGACUGUCGCCUUGAGAGCGCCCAGCUCUCGUUCGAGAUCAUUGCGCACGUUGGCGGGAAGUUCUUGGUUUCGGUUCAGGAGUCGCUCGAUAGUGCGCGUUCGCUUCUUGGCCCAUGUUGAAGUUCCCUCGUUCGGUCGAUGCUUUGACUUGCUCGACUUGUGCUUCUUUGCACCAUUGAAUGAUGGACGAUUGCGAGGCUCAGGAGACCCAAUCUCUGAAUAUUCUCUCUUUUGCCCCAUGGUGACGAUAUAUGGCUCGUGCGAGGACUAUGAAAGGAAAAAGAAGUGGGAUUGCGAAGAGAAUGUUCAAAAGAGAUUCCAGGUAAAGGUUGAAUAAUCCUAAAUAGUUCCAUACAAGAUGGUUAACUUUUUUUUCCCUAUACCAGCGGGGACUUGCGGCGGUAUCUUAUCAGGCACGUCUCAAUUCGGGGUAGCGUCGGACGCUCGGGCUUGUGGGGAAGGUGCUCUGUGUUCCUGAGAGGCAGGGAGGUUCAUCAUCUAAGCUCGACACCAUCGAAUCCAAUACCAAUCACUAUCUUCUUAAUAUAUCGAGAGCCUUUUCUUUUGAUGUCUAUAGCGUCGAAAGUUGGAAAAAUGUUCUAAUAUCGAGAAAGUUCUCUGUAAAUUUUAUUAUCAAGCCAUUCUCAAGACUCUGGCACGGAACUUUGCCGUUCGACUCAUCGCCAGAAAUCAUCUCCAAGCUACAGUCGCCGCCAACCUCUUUUCUUGAAGAUUCAUUCAAGACAAACUCAACUACCAGGAGAUUUAACCACAAACUGAUGCUUGUAUAAAAAGCCCGCCACUGGGCUAAUUCUCCUUCAUCAUGGAUCGCCCUGAACCUGGGCUCGUUAAAUGGUCGUCCAACCCUUCAUAUGAUAACUUCAUUCAUAUCAACCUUCAGCACCGCGUUGUUCAGGUCUACGAACCAACUGGUCACGCGAGAGCUGGAAAAUUCGACUAUCAGAAACUCACCCGUCACGAUGACUUUCCUCCCCUCACAACCUACGAUUGGUCGCCAACCAAUCCCGGUCUUCUUGCCGUUGGUACCGGUAGUGGCAUUGUGAAUUUGCUCAGGAUUGACGAUGGAUCUAAUGCGUACGUGGAGCUGGGCCUCAAGAUGUCUCGUACUUGUCAAGCCGUCGCGUUCAACACAACCGGAUUGUUAGCAGUUGGCCUGGACAGAGUGCGAAUGGAUCAAUGUCUUCACAUCUGGGAUGUCAGUCGAUUGUCUUCAAUAGACAAGAACACAAAAGGCUUUCCUUCGGAUGCAACUAAUAUUGCUGAACCGAAAACCCGUCUUGAGCCUAGUGUCUCUGUGUCAAGCAUCAAAUUCUUCGAAGACAGCCCCCAAACUCUUGUUGUUGGCAUUAAGGCUCAGGGUCUUCGAAUACAUGACCUUCGAGACCCUUCAAGCAUUGUUACAUUUCAGACAAAGUGCAACAACAAUCUUACGAUCGACUAUGCUGAUCAGAAUUAUUUUGCUUCGUCUGCCCUGGACCAUCCUGGAGUAAUGAUCUGGGACCGUCGAGCGACAUCUCGACCUGUGGCUUCUCAUGCAUACAUGCAAGCAAUUGAGGAGGAUGAACUCCCGUGGGGUGGAGCAUUGCGUCUUGACCGAGUCAUCGAGACUGAUUCUGACCCUUUCUUGGCUGAGGGAAAGUAUUCCCUUGUUCGAUCACUUCGAUAUUGUCGUGAUCAUCGUGGCUUGCUUGCUGUGCUAUCUCGUACGGGACAACUCAAGGUCUUGAACACCAAUAAAGAGGCCCCAUCCUCUGGGUCUAGCAACCCGGAACUUCUCCAAGUUCAAAAGUCUUAUGAGAUGGACGUCUCAUAUGUCGAAACAUCAAGGAAGAAUGAUCGAAUUGUUGCUUUUGACUGGGUAACAUUGAGCUCACCCGUCCUUCGUCCACGGCUCCUUGUUCUACGAGCCAAUGGGAACUUUGAAAUCCUCGAACAACCAUCGCAAACAUCAGAUCAUGUUUACAAACUUGUACCAUGGAAAGCACCGCAUCGCGGUCUCGAAGAGGGCGCCCCAUACCACAGCAUGAUGCAAUUUGAACCAUCCCAAGCUCCUGAUAUGUUAGGGCCUCUUCUUAUCGAAGAAGCUUUGUCAGAAGUGCCAUUAUUCGGACCAGAGAGUGCAAAUGUUCGGGCAGAUACGGAGGCCUUACUAAAGGCAAAUAACAUGACUUCAGUGGUUAUAGAGGACAUUGGGGCAACCACGAGGCCACUGCCUGAGGCCUUUCACAAAGCUUCUACCGUCGCAGCUAAGAUAAGAGCCUUGCGCGCCUUCGUAAGAGAUGAGUUUCAAGCUCCAAAGGGUAUAAAGCCACGUGUUGGUGAUACAAAGAUCGUCGAAAGCGAGACCAGUGAGAUGUCCCUAGCUUCCGAUAGCUUGGGCUCAUGCCGGGAAAUCCAUGAUGCAUUGUUGGCUUCACUAGCUGAGGCUGAAGGUCUCCCCCGAGAAGCACAGAACGUACUUGAUCACAAUAUGUUGUUACGUGCUAAAGAGAAAUACCUAUUCGACGCAGUAGCAAACAGAGACAUUGUGGCAGACGAUCCGUGGGUAAAAUAUAUAUGGGACUGGGUGGCGACUGCUGAAGAUAAUGCUGAUGACGGAGGCAUGAUACUCUCAAACAUUGACCUCAGCUACGUUGGAGUUCACUCAAUAUGGACAAAUAAUCUUGGCCGUGAUCCUUCUACUCGACUACCUCCUGGCGCAACACCUCCUGAUCGCACAACAUGGGAACGUACCAUCGCAAGCUUCUGCAAAAAGAAUCAUCUUCCCAAGUUCAACGGAGCAGAUACCAAGUGGCCAGCGCAUCGUCAGCUAUGCCUCGAAAUAUGCGGUUGGGGUGAUUCUGAAAAGCAUGAUCCAAAAGGCCGCAAUCGAAAGGCAGAUCCUGAGUACCCCACCACCAUUCAUACCAUGGCCGCUGCUCGUGCUUUAUUUACAGGGGAUCAUAAGGAAGCCAUACAGAUCCUUAAGAAAGCCAGCACUGCGCACCCUGAACUCUUGUUUGUAUCUUUGGCCCUACAGCUUAUGGGUAGCGGCGACAGCACGCCUGCCAAGAACAAGGAACAGCUUGAUUUUGAUGAAGCUGUUGCUUCCAAAACCGACCCUUACCUCCGAGCCAUAUCAUCACUGAUUGCUACAGGUGACUGGACGGCUAUAGCCAGCCAGCUAUCUCUUCCCCUUUCUGACCGAGUUUACGUUGCAAUCCGCAACUUUGACGAUGACCAGCUCACACAGUGGCUCAACGAGCAAAUCAUUUUGGCGAUAGCAGACGGAGAUAUAGAAGGCAUCGUCCUCACAGGUAUCACAGAACCCAUGGUUGAUAUUUUUGCCCGCUAUAUCCAAAAGUUUCAUGACGUUCAGACAGCGACCCUCGUGCUGUCCAUUUGUGCACCAAGAUACAUAGACGACAUUCGCUGUCGAGCCUGGCGCAACACUUACCGGGCCCAUCUUCAGCGUCAUAAACUCUUCUUCCAGCGCACAAAGUUUGAUGUCGAGUCAACGAAGCGAUCGAAACGGGACGGCAUCCCCAAAUUGAAACCACCUUCCCGCCAAAUUGCCCUCCGCUGUGUUUUCUGCGACGCUGAGACAUCACUCGCGAACAAUGCCAACCAGCCGCCGCAUCUUGGAGGUGCCUCUACUGCGCAAGCAGCAUCGGCUCUCGAGUCUCGAAAUCCACUUCUCGCAACGAGCAUCAAUGCGGGUGUGAGUUGUCCCAACUGCGGUCGACACCUCCCGCGUUGUGUAGUCUGUCUCGAGAUUGUGGGCGUCCCUCGUUCCGACAAGCCAGAAGAAAAGAGCGAGUCUAAGAUGGCUGGUCAAUUUCCUACGUUUUGUCUCCGCUGCGAACACGUUUUGCAUCUGGACCACGCCCGCCAGUGGUUUGCCAGACACGUUGAGUGCCCUGUACCUGAAUGCCGAUGUCGAUGUAACUUUAGGGCGAACCCUGAAUUGAGUUAUCGUUAGGAUGUUCAUGAUCUAGACAUUUAGAGUCAAAGGAGGUUUGCCCGUCGACCGGGCCAACCGAACUGGGAAUUAUCACCAAACAUCUCAUAUACUGGAUAAGAUCUGCCAUAUAUAUACAGUUGAAUAUGACGAGUAUGUCUAACUUGGAUUGCUUAUGGAGUUGAGGACAAAAUAUAUCCUUUAUCUUUCGCUUCUAUCCGCAGGUUUCGCAAAAUCAACAGCCAAAAAACAACUCCGUGUCCCAUUUACCCCCACGGUCCUCGAGAAUCCGGCCAUUGUAUCCUUCACGCCGGAGGUUCCAAAAAAGUGUUCGCCUGUCCUUCCCAGCAUUGCACCUAGUAUCCAAGUAGGUAUCGUAUGUUUCUUCUAUCUUCGUUCGGUCGCUCCGUGUCAAUCAUCUCUAACGCAUAUAAAACAAAGGGGAAAUGAGAAGGCUCCGACUUUCCCAAAGGGGUAUUGUAACCAAAUGAGUCACCAAGUGACGGGUGAAACGUUUCCUUUCCGUUGACAAGGCUUGAUAACGAUGUGUUGUUCGAAUGGGGCCCGAAUGAUAUUAGGUUUCAUUCUUCAACGGCAGCCUGGCACCAAGGAUGCUCCAGCACCUGGUUAAUAUCGUAGCGUUUAGCGACAUCUCGAUCCAGCAUGCAUCGAAUGAGGUCGAUACUCUCCUCGCUCAGAAUAUAGGGUAUUCGCAGGUCACGAUCCAUGAUCUCAUCAAUACUGUAGAAUGGAUUCUCCUUGUAGAUAAUGGUGUAGAGGAGAAUACCCAGUGCCCAAACGUCUUGCUCUGUGCCCCGAUAAGGCUUGCCAGCGAGAACUUCAGGAGCGGCGUAAUCUGGUAGCAAGUCAGCAAAUUAUGACAUGUUUCUAGGCGGGCUGC